AACCUAAAACGUGAACAGACGACAAACUGAAACAAUAUGUCGACACCUGAGAAGAUGUAUGGCGACGAUUUGGCGCUUCUCAGCGACCUAACCGAGGACGCCCUCCUUCAGGAGCUUAAACAUCGAUAUGAAAGAAAUUUCAUUUAUACGUACCUAGGAGACAUUUUAGUGGCCAUCAAUCCAAACAGAAUGAUCCCCAUUUAUGGAGAGGAGGCCGGGAUUAGAUAUUCUAAAGCAAAGCAACUUCAGGAUUUACCUCCUCACAUAUAUGCUAUUGCCUGUAAAUCUUACCGAAAUCUGAUCUGGGGGAGGGUCAACCAAGCUAUCCUUGUCAGUGGUGAAUCUGGAGCAGGUAAAACUGAAAGCACAAAAAUGACAAUAGCACAGAUCGCUCGAAUGUCAAAAUCAGAUGAGCCUACCAAACUUGCAGAACAAAUUGUUGAGAUAAAUCCAUUACUGGAAGCAUUUGGAAACGCUAAAACAACCAUGAAUGACAACUCCAGUAGAUUUGGAAAGUUGAUUGAAGUUAUGUUCAACAAACAUGGCAAAAUAAUUGGAGCAAAAGUGACGGAGCACAUGUUAGAGAAAAGUCGCGUCGUACACAGUGGCUACGGGGAGAGGUCUUUCCAUGUAUUCUACUACAUGUUUGCCGGUUUGUCUGAGAAUGAGUUCAAUCGUUACUAUUUGAAUCGCCCUGAACAUUACAGGAUAACAGAUCCAGGACAUGCGCAGCCUGUUUUUAUGUCCCAAACAGAUUUUAACCAACAUCGAAGUGGAUUCGAAGAAUUAAAAGAAGUUAUGAAUGACACGGACUUCUCUUUUCAGACUGUUGACUUAAUAUUUGCAAUGAUGGCAGGUAUUCUUCAUCUGAACAACAUCGACUUUGCUGAAGAUCCAGAAUUUCAUCAGGUCAUAAUAGUUAAUGAGGACGAAGUUGAUUACAGUAGUCGGUUACUCUCCCUUCAAGCAGAAGAUUUAGCAACAGUUCUAUUGACGACAACAAACUUUGUCCGAGGUGAAAGGAUCGUUAAGAUGAAGUCUGUGACCGAAGCAAGUGACGGCAGGGACGCUCUUUGCAAGGCCCUGUACAGCCGACUUUUUAGUUGGAUUGUUAAAAGGAUUAAUUAUACUCUUCAGGCUGAAGAGAAUGGUCAACGGCCAGCAGAUGCUGGAGUGAUCAGUAUCCUGGACAUGGCUGGCUUUGAAAAUUUCCAAGUGAAUAGCUUUGAGCAGCUAUGCAUUAACAGUGCAAAUGAACAACUUCAGAACUUCUUUAACACGUAUAUAUUCUCCUGGGAACUGCAAGAAUAUCACUUGGAAGGCAUUAGGCAACCAAAAAUCAAGUUCACAAAUAAUAAUGAGAUUCUUGGGCUUUUCUUUAAUAGACCUGUUGGGCUAUUCGCUAUACUUGAAGAUGAAUGUAGAUUACAUACAUCAUCUUCAAUGUCAUUUGUCGAAAAGAUGAACAAAGAAUUUGCGAAACAUGAUGUCUAUAAGAAAUCCAAAUCAAGUGAUCCCGCAUUCACAAUCGCUCAUUAUGCAGGACAGGUUACAUACAGUGCAGUUGGCUUCAUUGAGAAAAACAGGGAAACACUUGGUAUUAAUUUUAUAAGCCUGAUGCAGAACAGUCAUAAUUGGUUAAUAAACGAUCUUUUUGAUGAUCGACCAGAUAGAGAAACAAGGGACAUUGAUAAACGAAACAGUGUCUGGACUGUGCCUGAGUGGGGGAAACCAAACAUGCCUACCCUAGGUCCAGGGGAGACGCUAUCCAAACGAGCAGGAAAGAAAGUCAAACAAAGGAUGAAUAAAGAUCGCCCUUUACCAGCUAUUCCUUCUGUCUCAGGUACUACAACUAGUGUUCAUUUCAAGCAAUCUUUAUCUUCCCUUAUGGAAAAUCUUAAGUCUUCCGAGCCCCAGUUUAUACGAUGUAUUAGGGCUAAUGCUGAGAAGCAGUUUGGCCUCUUCGACUCCAGGCUUGUUCAUAAACAACUUCGCAAUACAGGUGUGUUUGAGACAACAAGAAUACGAAAACUUGGAUUCCCAACACGUUUACAUAUGCAGGAUUUCAUUAAUAGAUAUAAAGCAAUAGCCUUCCCCGUCACUGAGCCUGUUGAGACAAACGCAGCUAACUGUGAAAAAAUUCUAAGAAAAGCACAACUCUACGAUUGUGAAAUUGGCAAAUCUAAAGUCUUUCUCAGAUACUGGCACGUAGAUCAUCUAAAUAUGUGCAUGGAAAAUUUUGUUUCCAAUCUUCGUACUAUUCAAACAAGAAUUCGCAUGUUUAUUGCCCGAAAAAAGUUCCUUGAUAUGAUGCAGUACAUAACAAGCUGCCAAGAUGAAGUGUUUAAGAUAGGGAAUCUGGUGGCUACAGCUGGAGAUCAACUCUAUCACAUUAUGGUUUCUACUGAUGAUUUAGACAAGAACCACUAUAGAAAGAGGUUGGAGGAAGAAGAAAAUAAAAGAAGGAGGCAAAGACAGUCUCAGAUCGGUAGAAGAGGACUACCUAGACAAUAUCAACACGACUUCUAUGACAGACCUGACUAUUACACUAUGGAGGAAAGUUAUUACAAUUACAACAGGCAGUCGGAAUACCAACAAAGGUCCCGAUAUGAGCCACACAGUAGAAGACGCCCUUUGUCCCAGAUAGCCGAGGAAUCCCUAACUCAUCUGUAUAAGAAAUGGCAUAGCGUUGAUCCCGAUGCUUGGUGUAAAAUUAUUUAUUUAGAGAGAGACAAAAUAGUUCAGAAGUUUUAUAUCCUUGAGAGAGAGGUCACAAUUGAUGGCAAGACUGGAUCCGAAUUUGACGGAGAACGAAUUAGUCUUUCGUAUAUCCGUAAUGUCGACAGAGAUGACGAAACAGCGAGCAUUUUGUCUUACGUCGGACAGGGAGUCAAACUCCGAAAGGAUAUGGAUGGUAGUAUAACGGCCACAAGACUCGGAAAAAACCCGGUUAUUGUUAAGGAUCACGACAACCCCGCAGAACAUUGCUUCUCCCUUGAAGUCCUGAACCAUGAAGGGAGACUUCCCCUCCAUGUUCCGGUCAAGAUAUUUGACAUGGAAGAAUUCAAAUGUCAGAUGGGAAUCCAAAUACAGCUUAAUGAUAGGAAUCCUGAUGAAAGAGUUCUCCGACAUCAAAGUGUCACGUGUAUCAGUUUGGUCAAAGAUGAGAAGGAGGCGGGAGCCACGCCAUGUUGGCUGCUUAUUAUAAAUCUGUGUGCUCUAAGGGCCAUUACUGACAAUACAGUAAUAACUCAUGUAGAACAAAGGCUGGUUGAAUUGGCAAACCGAACAGAAGAAGAACAGGAAAUAGAAUUAGAGAAGCAAGAAAAGAAUACGGAACUUGCCGCAAGGAACAGACAGAGACAAUGGUCCAAACUGAACCCCAGACAAGGUAUACAAAGUUCCGAGGCACCAUUAAGGAAAACGAAAAUAGACCUUUUGAAAAGAGGAAAGACUGUUGGUGGAAAUUUAAGCUACAGCUGGGAAAUUGAUGCUCGAAAUUCCCAAAAGCAUAUAAUAAAUUUAGAAGAUGUGCAUCAACGUUAUGAGGAACCCGAGUCUCAGAUUGGGGGUUUUGGAGGUUCUAGAAUGGGUUAUCCCGGAAGUGUCCUCAGCAGUGUAAUGUACCCAGGCACCGGAAGUUCUGUGAGGAAAGACUGGGCAAAGGUCAAGGUUGCAAUAAAACAAGAAAGAAGACUGGAUGAAGAACAACUGGAAGAACUGGCCGAGGAAGACGAAGAAUUAUAACAACACUUUUAACUAAAUUCUGUCUUCCAAUUAUGCAAUGGACAUGAAAUAAUUGGAAUGAAAAUAUAGCUAAUGGACGAUGGCUUAAUUCUUUGUUAAAUGAUAAAUGGACUUGGUUAUAAUAUCAUUACAAGACUAAAUAUAUUCUAACCUUCUAACCCAAUUCCUAUUUUUAAGAAAUAUUUUGGAAUAUAUAUGUUUACUUUUAAUAUUAUAUAAAUUUUUGUAAGUUUAUGCACAAAACUUUCAAAUAUUUCAAAAGAUCAUAUGAUCUCCGGAAUGCU
Molecule: messenger RNA, 4031 nt
Organism: Saccostrea echinata
Lineage: Eukaryota; Metazoa; Mollusca; Bivalvia; Ostreida; Ostreidae
Product: myosin-IIIa-like
Exons: 29
Coding region: 37-3747 (1236 amino acids)
Biological process (GO): regulation of DNA-templated transcription
Cellular component (GO): myosin complex
Molecular function (GO): cytoskeletal motor activity; ATP binding; protein binding
Source: RefSeq, a predicted model, not a curated record